AUGGCUUCCGUCACGGGUCUACUACUUGCCGGCAUUGGGCAUGUGACCGACCCUCCAGAUUCACAGCGAAACUUCGUCGUCGUGGACUCCAAAACCGAAACCGCCGCCAUUGAGAAGGCAUUUCAAAACUUCACACAAGAAAGGAAGGACAUUGGUGUUUUGCUAAUAAACCAACAUAUCGCGGAGCGAAUACGGAACAGCGUUGACAACUUCACCGAAGCCUUCCCUGCUGUCCUGGAAAUACCGAGCAAGGACCAUCCAUAUGACCCGGAAAAGGACAGCGUGCUACGGCGCGUGAGAAGGUUGUUUGGCGAGUAA
This is a messenger RNA of Uncinocarpus reesii 1704, 318 nucleotides long. RefSeq names its product V-type ATPase, F subunit. Gene Ontology annotation, molecular function: proton-transporting ATPase activity, rotational mechanism. Lineage: Eukaryota; Fungi; Ascomycota; Eurotiomycetes; Onygenales; Onygenaceae. The record is from RefSeq and is a predicted model, not a curated record. Bases 1 to 318 code for a protein of 105 amino acids. Gene Ontology annotation, biological process: proton transmembrane transport. Gene Ontology annotation, cellular component: proton-transporting V-type ATPase, V1 domain; fungal-type vacuole membrane. The transcript has 4 exons.